This is a messenger RNA of Rotaria socialis, 1002 nucleotides long. The record is from the annotation of a GenBank genome assembly. NCBI's taxonomy places the organism in Eukaryota, Metazoa, Rotifera, Eurotatoria, Philodinida, Philodinidae.
AUGUCUCAUUUUUGCUACAAUCGUGGUUGUCAAAAAAGAUAUACGCCAACAAAUGAUGCAGCAAAAGAUGAUAAUGCUUGUCAAUAUCAUCCUGGUUUACCCUAUUUUCAUGAUGCUUAUAAAAUCUGGUCAUGCUGUCAAAAGAAAUCUCAUGAUUUUAGUGCAUUUCUGUCAAUGCCAGGUUGUACACGUGGUUCUCAUCAACCAAAUAAACCUGAAGAGCCAAUCGCUCCACAACCCGCUGAACAAGAACAAGUAGCUGUACCGAAGCUAGUUAUUCGCCAAGAAAUACCAAAACCAAUAGUACCUACUGUUGACCGACCACCGAUGGAUGCUCCAUUAACUCAGAUGAAAUUAACAGUAGCAGCAAGUUUAAAAGCAGCACUUGAAAAACAAGUUAAUACUCCAACAGCUGACGGCAAUCAAAAAGAGCAAAAUACUAAUGUUAUUAAGCCGGGUACUGCAUGUAAACAUGCAACAUGUGCAGCUCUAUAUACUACAGCUGAUCAAGAACAAAUAACAUCAUGUAGAUUUCAUCCAGGUGUACCGAUUUUUCAUGAGGGUAUGAAAUAUUGGUCAUGUUGCCAAAAGAAAACAACUGAUUUCGAAGCUUUUACUGCUCAGCCAGGUUGUACUGAAGGUGAACAUUUAUGGCGUGUUGAAGAUCAAUCGUCAAAGAAUGAAGAUGAUCCGCAAGUUCUCAAAUCAUCAUGUCGCUUUGAUUUUCAUCAGCAAGGUUCCACUGUUGUUCUUAGCAUUUAUGCUAAAAUGCCACGUCCCGAUCAAACACAAGUCGAAUUAAAUGCUGGCCGAUUAAAAGUUGAUACACGAUUUGGUACAGAUAUGCAAAAAAAACGUUUUCUAAAUGAAUGGGAACUAUUCGGAUUAGUCGAUGUUGCUCAAUCAACAGUCGAAUUAUUACAGAGUAAAAUAGAAAUAAUUCUUAAAAAAGCUGAACCACUUAGUUGGUCGCGACUGGAUCGACCAUUACAGUUAACCUAG